AUGCAUCUCAAAUCCCUCCUCUCAACCGUCCUUGUCCCAGUCAGUCUAGUGUCUGCCUGGGAUGCCCCCUCCUACGCCGGGUUUACCCGCAUCUGGCAAGACAACUUCGCGGGCGCGGCCGGCGAGGGUGUAAACAGCGGCAACUGGAACAUCAUCACCAACCUGCGCGUCAACAACGAGCUGCAGGACUACACCACCUCCCGCUCCAACCUCCAGCUCUCCGGCGGCAACACCGUGCAGAUCGUCCCCUGGAGGACCACCGCCGGCGGCUGGACCUCGGCGCGCAUCGAGUCCAAGUACACCUUCACCCCGGCCGCGGGCCGCCUCACCAUGGCCGAGGGCUACAUCCGCUUCGGCGACAACCCCAUCGCGAACAAGCGCGGCAUGUGGCCCGCCUUCUGGAUCCUGGGCGACGCGAUCCGGAACGGCGUCGGCUGGCCCCGCUGCGGCGAGCUCGACAUCCUCGAGACCGUCAACGGACAGCUCACGGGCUACGGCACCGUGCACUGCGACGUCAACCCCGGCGGCGCGUGCAACGAGCCCAACGGCAUCGGCGGAGCGACGGGUAUUCCCGACCAGGGAUGGCACACCUGGCGUAUCCAGUGGGAUCGUCGGUCGAACUACUGGCAGACCGAGACGAUUACUUGGUUCCGCGAUGGGCAGCAGUUUCACCAGAUUUCCGGUGCCCGUAUUGGAAGUGAAGCAAUCUGGAACACGCUUGCUCGCGCACCGCUCUUCUUCAUCUUGAAUGUUGCUGUUGGAGGCAACUGGCCCGGCAAUCCCGAUGCCUCGACGCUGGCUGGGUACGGCAGCAUGAUGGAGACGGCCUACGUUGCUGUCUACCAGUCUUAG
Molecule: messenger RNA, 852 nt
Organism: Colletotrichum karsti
Lineage: Eukaryota; Fungi; Ascomycota; Sordariomycetes; Glomerellales; Glomerellaceae
Product: glycosyl hydrolase family 16
Exons: 2
Coding region: 1-852 (283 amino acids)
Biological process (GO): carbohydrate metabolic process
Molecular function (GO): hydrolase activity, hydrolyzing O-glycosyl compounds
Source: RefSeq, a predicted model, not a curated record